Molecule: messenger RNA, 1524 nt
Organism: Tinamus guttatus (white-throated tinamou)
Lineage: Eukaryota; Metazoa; Chordata; Aves; Tinamiformes; Tinamidae
Source: RefSeq, a predicted model, not a curated record
AUGGAGCCCCCAUGGAAGAAGAGUGACCCUCAAUUUUGGCUCCUGCUGCCAGGGUGGCUCCAGAACAAAGAAAAAUACGGAAACAUUCACAAUGGCAGAUUCGAGGUGGAUCUCUACCGAAAUGAGGCGGCCUGCCAGACUCCCCUGGACCGGCAGUACCACCAGGAGAUCCUGAAGCUGGAGAAGGCUGGAGGUCGGAAGAACUAUCGCAUCUUCACGUACACUGAUCAUGACAGAUUCACCAACCUGGAGGAGCACUGCCAGAAAGUAACUGACUCCGAUGAUGAGGUGCCAUCAUAUCUGGCACAGAGAAUGGCCACUGUGAGGAGGAGAAGACAAGACCGUAGGCCAAUAGAAGGGAGUUCUCUGAAGUCGAAAGUCAUCACCUGGGAGCCCUCAGAAGAAUUUAUAAAGAACAAUCAUGUGAUUAACACUCCUGUUCAGACCAUGUACAUCAUGGGGGACCUGGGUCCAUAUGGAAAGCUUGGGCACAGGGAGUAUGAGCAUGUGCUUUGCACAAUCAAGGUGGACAGCAAUGGUGUGAUCACAGUGAAGCCUGACUUUACUGGCACAAAAGGAGCCUACCGAAUUGAGGUGGAUGGAGAGAAGCGCGAGCUGUGGACGUACACCGUUGAGAACGCGUCUGCCCCGGUGCAGCAGGAGGACGAGGAGCGGGAGCAGCGGCUGUUCAGAGACCUGUAUAGUCGGCACAAAGAAUAUCUCAGCGGCCUUGUAGGCUCGGAAUUUGAAAUGCCUCUUCCUGGUGCACUACGGCUGUUUGUGAAUGGGGAAAUAGUUUCAGCUCAAGGCUAUGAAUAUGACAACCUCUAUGUUAAUUUCUUUCUGGAGCUGCCUAAAUGCUGGUCGAGCCCAGCAUUCCAGCAGCUCUCGGGAGUGACGCAGACCUGUGCCACCAAGAAAGUGGGCAGGGAUAAUGUGGCAUACUUCUGCUACCUCUUCACUCUGGAGAUGUUCUUCACCCAAGAAGAUGAAUCAGAAGACUCCCUCCCUCAGUGGCCUGUCCUUUACUUUGAGGUUCUAUCCCUGGAUUUUUGGCAGAGGUAUCGUGUUGAAGGAUACGGCUCUUUGGUGCUGCCAGCCUCUCCAGGGCUGCACACAUUUACCAUCCCCACCUGGCGCCCUGUGGAGCUGGGGACAGUCUCGGAGCUGAGAAGGUUUUUCAUUGGGGGAUCUCCUGAACUGGAGGACUUAACCUACGUCAGGAUACCCACAACCUUCCAGGGAGGGCGUCUGAGCCGCCUCGGCUUUCGCACAAAGACCACGGGGACCGUCACCUUCCGGCUUCACUGCCUGCAGCAGUCUAAGGCUUUUCUGGAAACCAGUGCCCUGCGACAGCGCAUGCAGAGUGUGCUGGACCGGCUUGGAGGCUUCACUCAGCAGAGUUCUGUCUACAACGUUUUGGAGGCUUUCCGGAGAGCGCGGCGCCGGAUGCAGGAGGCGCGCCGGAGCCUGCCCCGAGACCUCGUCAGCACCGCGGCCUCCGCGCGCACCCCGGAGCCGUGA